Molecule: messenger RNA, 579 nt
Organism: Ostertagia ostertagi
Lineage: Eukaryota; Metazoa; Nematoda; Chromadorea; Rhabditida; Trichostrongylidae
Source: the annotation of a GenBank genome assembly
AUGCUCUCAUGGGUCUCUUUCUGGAUCAAUCACGAGGCAACCAGUGCCCGUGUAGCACUGGGCAUCACCACUGUGCUCACUAUGACAACGAUCUCUACAGGUGUACGCCAGUCACUGCCUCGAAUCAGUUAUGUGAAAAGCAUCGAUGUGUAUCUGGUGAUGUGUUUUGUGUUCGUAUUCGCUGCUUUGCUGGAGUACGCGGCCGUGAACUAUUCGUAUUGGGGACGGAGAUCCCGUGGUGGUGGCGAAGAAGGGUGGCCAGUAUGCAAUGCUAAUAAGGACGACCGGGAAAGCGCUGUCAACAUAAAGGAGUGGGGCGUACCAACCAGUCUCAUCAAUGAACUCAGGCAGUCCACCUCCGAUCCACGAACACAUGAUUUGAACUCAAGCGGUGUUGGUGGAGAUGCUCCUGUACCUCUUUCUUCUGCCACAAGAAAAAAGCGGCAGUCAAGUCCGAUACCGUCCCUUUGCCCAUCUGGACCAAAUGGCAUCGACGACGGUGACGACUCACCAGAAUAUCCCCGAUAUGCCUCAACCGUUCAGGGAAUGAGGGCUAGACCGUCCCUUAUCCGCCAAGGU